Gigantopelta aegis is the source of this 2281-nucleotide messenger RNA. Its product is annotated as galactosylceramide sulfotransferase-like. Lineage: Eukaryota; Metazoa; Mollusca; Gastropoda; Neomphalida; Peltospiridae. The transcript has a single exon. Gene Ontology annotation, molecular function: galactosylceramide sulfotransferase activity. Gene Ontology annotation, biological process: glycolipid biosynthetic process. The coding region runs from base 273 to 1550 and encodes 425 amino acids. The record is from RefSeq and is a predicted model, not a curated record. Gene Ontology annotation, cellular component: membrane.
AUCACAGAGCUUACAUGUACAUGUAUUGUAAUACAGUACCAUACAUGUAAAUGUUACAUGUUGUAAGAAAUUUGAACUGUGAAUUGGUCUCAGAAAAUUUGAUGAAAUUUUAAUCAUCCAGAUAUACAACGAUUAAUGUAUCAGUGACACUUAUUUUAUUUUUAAAAACUAAAUCCUAUACAUUGAAAAAAUUAAUUUUGGUUCUUAUAAAUAUUCUAUCACAAAUAUCUCACUGACAAAAACCGACAUAUAGAUGCCAUUCAUUUCUGAACAUGGGAGUGUUUUUGUACAUGUACAGACGAAAAACAUCUGUGAUUAUUUUGUUUCUCUUUACAUUUGUAUUGUGUAUGUGCGUUGUACCGUGGCUGUAUUUGGAUUUUCGUACCCAGCCGGUCAAGACAAAUAGCACAUUAAAGGGUGUGAUGACAGGACAUCAUCACAACAUUUCAGAUGAUGAUUCCAUAGUUUUAGAAACAUGUAAAAAAGAGAGACGCAACUUUGUGUUCAUCAAGUGCAUGAAGUGCGCUACAGAAAGUCUGGGAACUAUGUUCAGAAAGUUUGGUUAUGAUCGCAAUCUUUCAUUUGUUUUGCCUAUAAAAAAGAACCUGUGGCUUGGCUGGCCAUAUCCAUUGUCGAAGGCAAAUUUCCGACCGUCUGUCCGUGGAUAUAACAUCCUGAUGGAACAUUCUAUUUACAAUAAGUCAUUUCUCCAGGAGAUUAUGCCACAGAACUCUGUGUACAUCUCAAGCAUACGCAAACCUUUCCAGCAUUUUCUUUCAGUCUGCCAGUACUUCGAAUUGCCUUAUUACAGCAACAAGGUGACAUUCGCCGAGAAAAUAAAGGAUUAUCUGGAGAAUUUUGAACAUUAUGAGACUAUCUACAAGAGUUAUGAAUUGGCGUCAGUAAGGAGGUGGUGUCCAGGAGAUGAAUUCUCAAUGACACAGAACCUGUUGUCUCACUGUCUUGGCAUGCCUCUAGGAUUCCCUCCCGGAAGAAGAGACAUUUCGCAAGACUUGGCAUCUGCUAAAGAGUACAUCAGAUUCUUAGACAGAAAUUUUAUGCUGAUUAUGAUUGUGGAGUAUCUUCAUGAAUCGCUUGUGUUGCUGAGAAGACUCAUGUGCUGGUCUCUGAAGGACAUCAUAUACAAUCGUGUCAAUAAAGGUGUCUAUGACAAGAAGUCUCCAGUGACCAAGGAGAACAUCAACCUUCACAAAAACAUCAGCAGGAUUGAUUAUUUGCUCUACGACUACUUCAAUGCUACAUUCUGGAACAAGGUGGGACUCCAAGGGAAAGAUUUCUUUGAUGAAGUUGCCAUGUUUACCAGAAUUAUAAAUGAUGUUACUGCAUUUUGUCGUCUGUCCUCUGAUCAUAGUGAUUCUUCUAUUGCCUUCCCCGAAUCGAAGUGGAGUACUGAUUUCACUGUGUCCAGACAAGAGUGUGAGCUGCAGAGCAAGUAUCUGCCGAUUUUGUUAAAAGAGAGAUAUGACGAGCAGGAAGGGCAUUUACAUCCACCCAUUGAUGAAACAAAAGUGGUUCUGAGGCAUUGUUGAUCAUACAUAAUCCUUUCUUGAAUAUCUAGCCCUGUGUUAAUAUUUUUUAGAUACUUCAGUAUUGGUAAUCAUUACCAAAGACCAUGUGUUCAGGUAUUUCCAUAAGUGUUUCUAAAUUUGUCAUCGGGCAGGCAUGGUAUAUCUAAGAUGUAUCUUGUCCAUACUUGGGCACUGCCUGAUAGGAUCCUAAAAUAUAUCCAUUUUAUACUCAAAUAAUAUACCAAAACUCUGCCUUAUUAAUAAGACUAUAUACAGGAUCCUCAAAUAUUAAGUUAAUUUUCUUUUAAUAUUAAAAGGGCUGAAGGACUGUCCUGAGUUUGCAGCAAUUGUAAGACGUUUGUGAUAACAUUGCCUCAUUGGCGACUACUCUUUUUUUCCCCAUUUAAUUCGUGAUAUAUAUUUUUUCGUACAUACAAAGUUAUUAGGAGGUAAAAUCCAGUUUGGACUAUACAAGCAUUAGGACAAUAACAAACACCUUGUAAAUACAGAUACUGAUAUUUUAAAUAAGAAAAUGUAUUUAAUUAUUUACGUCAUUAAAAAACUAUUGGUUGGAAACAUUUUACAAUGGUUGUAUACUCGGGACUUGUCCUUUAAUAAUUAAGUUGCUUUAUAAUUAGUGGUUACAAAAGUAUCAAUUGAAAUAUAUACAUGUACAUUGAAACUGAAUUUGUAGAAACUUGCAAAUAUAUGUACAGGCUUGUACAUGUAUAUAGUUAUCAUGCAGCUUAAAA